Messenger RNA from Aspergillus calidoustus, 1467 nucleotides. The record is from the annotation of a GenBank genome assembly. NCBI's taxonomy places the organism in Eukaryota, Fungi, Ascomycota, Eurotiomycetes, Eurotiales, Aspergillaceae.
AUGAGUGCCACCAAGGCGCAAUCUCAAAAGAUCUUUGAGAAGCUCAAAACAAAGCCCGCAAACAAAAUAUGCUUUGACUGCGGCUCGAAGAAUCCUACCUGGUCAUCUGUGCCAUUUGGAAUCUACCUAUGUCUCGACUGCUCAGCGAACCACCGUAACCUCGGUGUCCAUAUCUCCUUUGUUCGUUCCACAAAUCUCGACCAAUGGCAAUGGGAGCAGCUCCGGGUUAUGAAAGUUGGAGGAAAUGAGUCCGCUACGAAAUACUUCCAAUCGAACGGUGGCUCUGCCGCCCUGAACAGCAAGGACGUCAAGGUCAAAUACACAUCCAAUGCCGCUGUGAAAUACAAGGAGGAAUUGAAGAGACGGGCUGCUUUGGAUGCACAACAAUACCCCGACGAGGUCGAGAUUACAGAUGUCCCUGCCGGUACACCGUCAAACGGCUCUAGCACGCCCGCCGGUGAGGACGAUGACUUUUUCUCCUCCUGGGAUAAGCCGGCUAUCAAACGACCGAGCAACCCCCCGUCUCGCACUGGUACCCCGCCUGUGGUCAGCCGUACCUCGUCUCCGUUCCUGAAUGCCGGUGCCAAUGGAAACGGCGCGCGCUCAAAGUCCCCCCUGUCCGGUUCCGAUAAAGAAUCAUCCUCUCCGGCCCCUGCCCCGGCUGCGAUCAGAGCUAGCGCCGCUGUACGAAAGACCUCCGGUGCUACCACUGCCAAGAAGGGCAGCCUUCUCGGUGCCAAAAAGGCCCCUAAGCUCGGCGCGAAGAAGAUCGGUGGUGCGGAGCUAAUUGAUUUCGACGAGGCGGAGAGGAAGGCCAAGGAGGAGGCAGAGCGUAUUGAGAAACUGGGCUACGACCCCGAGGCUGAGGAGAAGGAAGCCAAGGGCAAGGCACCCAGCACCGGAGCCACGGCUAUCGCCUCGCCAACCCCGAUCAGCCCUAGCAGAGGAAGCUUUGGUGCUACACGGUCCUCCCAAGAACGGAAUUCCAGCGACGUUGAGCGCCUUGGAAUGGGUGUCGGACGACUUGGCUUUGGCCAGACCGUCGGCGCGAAGCCCACUGCUCCUGCACCAAAGAAGCUUGGAUUCGGCUCUGUUGGUGCUAAGCCUUCUGCUGAGGAUGAGGAAGAACUCCGACAAGCCAAGUCUCGAUUCGGUGGCCAGAAGGGUAUCUCGUCCGACGAGUUCUUCGGACGCGAGCGAUUCGACCCGGCUGCACAGUCAGAGGCAAAAGAGCGCCUCCGUCAAUUCGACGGUGCUACCUCCAUCUCUAGCAACUCUUACUUUGGCCGCCCUGAGGACGACUACCCUGCCGUUGAUGACACAUACGGCGAUCUUGAAACAGCCGCCAAGGACUUUGUGCGCCGAUUCGGUAUCACUGCUGGUGACGACCUCGAGAACUUGACUCAACUCAUGGGAGACGGCGCCACUAAACUUCAAGGUGCUAUACGCAGCUAUCUCAACAGCUAA